CGUUCGAGACCAGUGAGUCAGGAAGCGCAUGUAGGACACAAUCAAGCCUUCGCCAUUUGAUGCGUUUUGAGAGCAAAACUCUUUACAUUAAACUUCCCCAACAGCCAAACCUUGUUGAGUUGGCGAAGCAUGACACGCAAUACAGCCGAGAACUUCGCCAUCGGGGCCGCCUAUUGCUGUCGACCAGUAGUCAUCACCAGAGCUGUCGGACUAGCAGGAUUAGGCGCUGGAGGUAUCGUGACUGGAACUCCUGCUGCCGCUAUUAGGGCCACAUACGGAGGCAUGGUUGGUGCAGGCUGCGCAUGCGCAGUUCUGCAGUUUGUUGGGGCUGUUGGGCUCGGGGCUAUUGGGUCAGCUGUUUUCAGCGCAUUGGGAUGCACGACAGCUGCCGCUGGGGCAAAUUUAAGGAAAAACCAAGUCCGGAAACAGUGGCUGGCGACAAGAGACACUCGGAAGACAAAUGCCGCGAUAAUGACAAAGACAGGGCGAAGUAGAGUGAGAGCGAGAGCGGCUCUGCGUGGAUGGAGGAAUCGGAAGAGAAACCGCUCAGGGGAUCCAUGUCGAAAGACGCUGAUUCUGGCCUAUAGCAUGUUUUAUUGCAUUUAGUCGACAAGAUGGGCGCAUGAAGCUAUGCAUGUUUUCCAUUGAAUUCCCUUUUUCGAGAAAUGAAC
This is a messenger RNA of Gamsiella multidivaricata, 671 nucleotides long. RefSeq lists its product as uncharacterized. The coding region runs from base 130 to 606 and encodes 158 amino acids. The record is from RefSeq and is a predicted model, not a curated record. Lineage: Eukaryota; Fungi; Mortierellomycota; Mortierellomycetes; Mortierellales; Mortierellaceae. The transcript has a single exon.